AACACACAAAGCUGAUUUACAUUUGUUUAGUCGAUGCUUUUAUUCUGAAGAGCACGACCCGGAAAUCCUGUUAACUUUUGCGUUGACGUGACAACGGUCAAACAAAUUGGAUUCUUUAAAACUGGAUACGAGCGUUUCAUCAAGGAAAUACACAGAAAACAUGGAUCUUCUGGGAAAAGUCGAAAUCUACAUCCCAGCGGAAGCGGAGGUGAAAAGCUUCCCCAUGUGGAGUUUACCCAAAUCAGUGCUAAGACGAAUCGGCGUCUCCGUGUCCGUCUCCGAGGACUUUGGGACGCUCGCAGACUCCCCAGAAGGGAUAUGCAUUUGUCCCGCAAUCAUACGGAGGAAAGGUCAGAAGCAUGUCUCCCACGCAGGAAACCCUGGUCCAGGAUCCACGUCCCUGCUGCACAGCGAGUUCCGGUCGGGACAGAUGUCCUUCGUCUGUCCCAACCGCACAGCUUACAGGGUGCUAAAGGACACCAUGCCUGGGAAAAAGGUCCCUGGACCCGCAUCGCACACCUCCCAGUUACCUCAGGGCUCGGCACCGGAUAAGUACAAAGACUCUGUCGUCGUCUACCGGGGACACGUUUACCUGUCCACCAGGAGGUCCAAUCAUAGCCGCGAGAGACAGGAGACACUGGAACCAACGCCUUCGUCCCACGCUGCCGCUCCAGAAAGCCCAAAGAUGUGGCUGCGGCGGUCCCCCCAGGCUCAUCCUGAUCCUGAUCCUGAUCCUGAUCCUGAUCCUGAUCCUGCAGACCAAGAUCUACAAAGGAAGAAAUUGUGUGUCACGUUGCCCCAAACCUCCCAAAAACCGCUGAAGAACCUUCUCCCAGAAAGAGAGAGUCAGUCCACCACGGACCAGGAGCUGCGCCAUGACACCACGCCCACCGCGUGUAACGUAACACCCGGUGAGCACGAGAAGGAUCUCUUCACGCACAACAAAGUUGACGUGUCGUCGACCACAGCUGCACAUUCACCUGCUGAUGGCGAGCAGCAGGCGGCGGCGGAGGUGGAGGAAGAAGCCGGCACAGAGCCAGGUUGGUUUCAGCCUCCUCCAGAGGAGGAGGAGGAGGAGGAGGUGUUCGUCAACGACGACGGGGCUGACUGUGAGCUCCCGGACCCGGACUACGAAGACGGUGAAGAUGACUAUCUACAAGAUGAGGAGGUUCUGGGUGUCGCUGAGCAGAGAGAGUCUCGGGGUGCAGCCCGCGCCUCCACAUCGCUGCAGGUGGAGUACGACUUUAAGGAGCUGGCGGAGGAGGAGAAGAUCGCGAGAAUGAAGGCCAAACUCCGACAGAGCGAAGCUGCACUUCUUCGAAUGACCGCUCAGUCAGAGUGAGCAGCAAUACACACUCACGAUAACACACUC
Etheostoma cragini (Arkansas darter) is the source of this 1372-nucleotide messenger RNA. RefSeq lists its product as uncharacterized. The coding region runs from base 161 to 1342 and encodes 393 amino acids. NCBI's taxonomy places the organism in Eukaryota, Metazoa, Chordata, Actinopteri, Perciformes, Percidae. The transcript has 5 exons. The record is from RefSeq and is a predicted model, not a curated record.